UUCUGUAUAGACUGAGCUCAUGGUGAGAAUGUAUAUGGGAUGAGCUGAGGCCGAGACAUAGAGGACAGUGAGGACAUGAGCAGCCGAGAAGAGAAAAAUAAGAUGAGUAAAACAGAAACUGUUUACAGAGAAUGUUUUGACAAUGGAACCUGGGCAUCUUGGAUGAACUACUCACAGUGCGUACCAAUCCUGGAUACUAAGCGGAAGUAUGACCUGCAUUACAAGAUCGCCCUGAUCAUCAACUACCUGGGACACUGCAUCUCCGUCCUGGCCCUGGUCAUUGCCUUCCUGCUCUUUUUGUGUUUAAGGAGUAUAAGAUGCCUUCGGAAUAUCAUUCACUGGAAUUUAAUCACAACGUUCAUCUUAAGAAAUAUCAUGUGGUUCCUGCUACAGAUGAUCGACCAUAACAUCCACGAGCAGAACGAGAUUUGGUGUCGAUGUAUCACGACUAUUUACAAUUACUUUGUGGUGACCAACUUCUUCUGGAUGUUCGUUGAAGGCUGCUACCUCCACACGGCCAUAGUGAUGACCUACUCCACAGACAAACUGCGCAAGUGGGUCUUCCUUUUCAUAGGAUGGUGUAUUCCAUGUCCAAUAAUCAUCGCCUGGGCUAUAGGGAAGCUGUGCAAUGAGAACGAACAAUGCUGGAUCGGAAAAGGUCCAGGAAAAUACAUUGAUUACAUCUAUCAAGGACCGGUCAUUCUCGUCCUUCUUAUCAAUUUUGUAUUUUUAUUCAACAUCGUAAGGAUAUUAAUGACGAAAUUAAGAGCUUCAACUACAUCCGAAACCAUACAGUAUAGGAAAGCUGUGAAGGCGACUCUGGUCUUACUCCCCCUCCUGGGAAUCACAUACAUGCUGUUCUUUGUGAACCCCGGAGAAGACGACGUCUCUCAGAUAGUCUUCAUUUAUUUCAAUUCCUUUCUUCAGUCUUUUCAGGGUUUCUUUGUAUCAGUAUUUUACUGCUUCUUGAAUGGGGAGGUACGAUCAGCCGCAAGAAAGAGGUGGCACCGCUGGCAAGACCACCAUUCCCUCCGCGUGCGAGUGGCCCGAGCUAUGUCCAUACCCACCUCGCCCACCAGGAUCAGCUUUCACAGCAUAAAGCAAACUGCAGCCAUCUGAGCGCAGGAAACACCGCGGCCUCUGGAGAUUUUGUAUCUUUUUGUUUCCUGGUUUCCAGUUUUUUAUAUCAGAGGACGGAUUCCCCUUUAAUAGAUGUUCAACGGCCACAACGCAGGGGGGAAAGUCACAGAACAAAAAGAACCCAAACCUGAGAGCAGACAAUAUUGUAGACGCUAUGGCAAAGCACAAGCGGAGAUCCUCGGGGGCGGGACAGCUACAGAUAUUUUUAUGAAAACCCCAUGAGGGACCCAAGUGCUUCAAGUGGAUUCUCCUUUUUUACGUCCAUGUUUUGGGCUCGCGGACAGUGUGGCAGAUAACUGAAGGAUGGUGGCGCCAAAUCAGUCACCAUUGAGGUUUCGGGGGGAAUUCUUUGAUAGUUUUGUGGUAGUGGGGUGUGUGGUGCAGGGCAGAUGUUGUUACCCUAGGGGCAGAUGGCAUUAACCCCUUGUAUUCGUGACGCCAGGGCAUGGUUUAGCCUAAAACUACCCGAAGGUAUACCGCUGGAUCCUGGGCUAGUCACGGGGGGCAAUAAAGACUCUGAUGCCAAGUUAUGGACAACGGUAGCUUUACUGAGGGUAGACAGAUGGUAAAGUCUAUACAGUUCAGUCAGGGCCCAAGGAGGUGACCAGUGAUGCAGAGACCUUAAGGACUUGCUGGGACUUGUAGUAGGACUGGACAAUUGAAUGCAGACCCCACUGACUCUACAGAUGACAGGGACUGACUUGACUCAUAAAGCUGUGACUUUAUCUUACUUGACUUGAUGGCGGCUGCAGGACUGGACUUUGAGGUCUCCAACACUCUGGACAUACAAACUAGGCGACUGCACUGGACCUCAGCCGGAAGAGAGAGAAGCUCCACCCAGGGCUUAUAUGGGGGAGACUAGCAGGGAGCCCAUAGGUCACUCUUGGGAUCACCUGGUCACUGGUCCGUACACUGCAGAACAUAUGUACAGGGGGGGAAACAGGUGCAAGGGGCCCUGGGGACACUGAUGAAGGCUGCCUGACAGGACAGCAGGAGCACAGGGUAACAUCUCCCGUACUGGGCUACCACAGUUUUCUUUGUAAAUUUCUACUUCUGCAAAAAAGAACUACAAAAAAAGUCAGAUGUUCUUACAAAAAAAAAAAAAUCAGUGGGUAGGAUCAGUAAAUGUAUUUAUCGUCUCUCCUUCAAAUUUGUUAAAAAAAACUAAAUAUUUCGGAGGGGGGAAGGGCUGAGUUAGGAAACAGUCAAUAUGGCCACCAGCACACAGUCUUGAUUUUUUGCUAAAUUAUCCCAUAAACCAGGAAGGCUUUAAAAAAAAAAAAAAUUAAAAAAAAUACAGGGUUUAUACAAACUUUGUCUAAAGUUGUUAGUUUUGGGGGAGUUCCUGGUUCCUCGGGGGUGUUCUAAGGCUUUACUAUGAUUGAUAGGUACAAGAACCAUUGAGUGGUGGUUAAAUUAAUCGAAAAUUUCCAAAAAAAAUGCAAAGAGUCCUUCACCUAAUGAUGGAGGGGCCCGCACUCAAUUUUUGCUCAAGAUCAUCCUUCAAAAUUUAUCUGAAAUAUGGUUUGGGUUUAAAGAAGCACUCCAGGAUUUUUUAUUUAUUUUUUGUAUAUAAUGUAGAGGAUCUUGUGUAUGCCUUGUGCUUACUUGUUUUAGUUGAUGUGGCAGGCAUGGGUUUGUAACCAUACUGAUUCCAAUUUUAUAAAUGAAAUGAAAUUCUAAUGCUGCCUACAUUUCCUAUGUAUACUAGUCCCUACUGUGUAUGCUAUUCCCAUAAAGAUAGCAGCAGUAUACAGACAGAGCUGGAGGAGAGGUGUAUAACUACUAUACAUCGUGAUCCCAUACAGAUAACAGCAGUAUACACAUAGAGCUGGAGGGGAGGUGUAUAACUACUAUAUAUCCUGAUCUCAUAGAGAUAACAGCAGCAGUAUACAGAUAGAGCUGGAGGGGAGGUGUAUAACUACUAUAUAUCCUGAUCCUAUAGAGACAGCAGCAGUAUACAGAUACAGCUAGGGGGGGAGUUGAAUAACUACUAUAUAUCCUAAUCCUAUAGAGACAGCAGCAGUAUACAGAUAGAGCUGGAGGGGAGGUCUAUAACUACUAUAUAUCCUUAUCCUAUAGAGACAGCAGCAGCAGUAUACAAAUACAGCUAGGGGGGAGUUGAAUAACUACUAUAUAUCCUGAUCCUAUAGAGACAGCAGCAGUAUACAGAUAGAGCUGGAGGGGAGGUGUAUAACUACUAUAUAUCCUUAUCCUAUAGAGACAGCAGCAGCAGUAUACAGAUACAGCUAGGGGGGAGUUGUAUAACUACUAUAUGUCCUGAUCCUAUAGAGACAGCAGCAGCAGUAUACAGAUAGAGCUAGGGGGAGGGGUCUAGGUUAUAACAUAAAAGAUCUGAUAGGUGAUAACGUCAUCCUGUAGUUUACAGGAAGCCAGCUGGCCUAGCACUGGCCACUUUCGCUGACACAUUAAUUGAUUUUUUUGUGGGUCAGACUGGUGAUUACAUGACCUAGUUACAGUAACAACACAUACGGAUGCAAAUGUGCUGGAAUUAAACCGGCGGUGCUGUAGGACUAGUUAUGGUGAGUGUGCUUGAUAUGGGAAAAAAAAAAAACCUGGAGUGCUUCUUUAAGAGUCAAAACCUACAGCAAUGGUACGCUUAAUGUGGUGCAGUUGGGAUGCAAUGCGUAUCUGUUGGACUUGUAGAGCGUGCACCCAUGCCCAAUAGCCCCUUUGCCAUAUCUCUGCAUUGAUCAGGGAAUUUGUAAUUCAGUGACUGUAAUGGAGGCCAUGUUGCUUUUCCUAAAAGCUAAAAAUAAUUUUUUACUUAUUUGCCGGAAGACGACUUUAUUUACAGGUGAUGUUUUUUUUUUUGUAUGAGAAAUGGUCUUUAGUGUUAUGUGGAUCGUGUGUUCUUGUUCUUGCUUUGAUUUUUUAUAUGCCUUAGCAUGAGAAUCAAUCACCCACUAUAGCUGCCUUUACCUUUAUCUAACAUCUCUAAAAAGGACACACUGGCUCCCUGUUUCUGUGCCAAGGUUGUCUCAUCUGGCUCCUCGUGGGCGGGAUUUAGCUAAACCCACCCAAACAAAAGUUUUUCCUGAACUUCACAUAUCCACUCAAAAAAUGUGCACAUUACAAACACGUAAACGCGGGAAUCCUCUCUGCCUAGAACUCCUGGAAGCCUGAUUUUGCAUUUGUGGUAGUGGGUAACGUUUAUGGCCACAGGUGCCACGUGAGGGCGCUAGUUAAAUGUGAGGAUUGUGAGGCCAAACAUCACCACCUGGUUUAUUAGAUAGUUUUUGUAAUAUCUCAGCGAGACACUAAAAAUGAACUUUUAAUGAAUUCUACUAAAAUCCAA
Molecule: messenger RNA, 4459 nt
Organism: Hyla sarda
Lineage: Eukaryota; Metazoa; Chordata; Amphibia; Anura; Hylidae
Gene: CRHR2
Product: corticotropin releasing hormone receptor 2
Exons: 11
Coding region: 76-1119 (347 amino acids)
Biological process (GO): cell surface receptor signaling pathway; adenylate cyclase-modulating G protein-coupled receptor signaling pathway; long-term synaptic potentiation
Cellular component (GO): dendrite; axon terminus; plasma membrane
Molecular function (GO): corticotrophin-releasing factor receptor activity; G protein-coupled peptide receptor activity; corticotropin-releasing hormone receptor activity
Source: RefSeq, a predicted model, not a curated record